Messenger RNA from Tricharina praecox, 726 nucleotides. RefSeq lists its product as uncharacterized. The record is from RefSeq and is a predicted model, not a curated record. The transcript is spliced from 2 exons. Bases 1 to 726 code for a protein of 241 amino acids. NCBI's taxonomy places the organism in Eukaryota, Fungi, Ascomycota, Pezizomycetes, Pezizales, Pyronemataceae.
AUGGCUCACCGUCGUCAACCCUACGGAUCCGACGGAUCCAGCCGCGACAGCAGCCCAGACCGCGCACACCCGCCCCGCCGCGUACCGCCAAUGAUCCCGAUCCAGUACGGCGGAGCCCCAGCACAACACAUGCCCGGCCGAGUCCUGCACCUGCCCGGCUACGGCCCACCCCAGCUGAUUCGAGGGGGCGCCUUCCCGCCGCCUCGGCCCGCUCCCAACAGCCAUCACCACCACCACCACGCGCACACGCACCACGACCACCCCCAUAACCACGCACACCACGACCACCACCACCACCACGCGCACCACCCGCACGCCACCUACGCCUCGUCCGGCAGCUCCGACGAAGGCUCCUCCUCCGAUGACGGCAGCUUAGACGGGUUCGUCCGCGGGCGGGGCGCUUCGAACCUCGAGUACGCUCCUCCCGGCCCUGGGCGCGCAAUCCCUAUGCCCGGCCGUCGGCAGCCCGGCGUGCCCAUGGCAUACCCGUCGAUCCCCGGGGGUCACAUGGGACACUACCCGCUCCGAUCCCCUCCUCGCGCGGGUGAUGCGCAUGGCACUGGUGGGAGGGAGAGCGACGAGGGCGAUAGCACGGAGAGCUACGAGACUGAUAGUGAGCGUGAUGACGCUAACGGGCGUGGUCCGCCGAGGCGGGGUCCGCAUCAGCAUUCGCAUCAUUGCGCUGAAGGGGCUUGCCAGCGGGGAGGGGGCCGGGAUAGAUACUAG